AUGAGUAAACGUAAAUUCAGAAUUGUGAAUGAACAACAUGAUAAUAUUAUUCCUUUAAAAUCAAAAGCAACUAACAUAUCUAAAUCAGUGAAUCGUAAUGAACCAUCAAGGAAGCAUCAACAAGUUAAUUGCUCUGAGAAACAUCAGAUAAAGAAAAGAAUGGUAUUAAGCAAUAAACCAGACUUAAGGUACAGUUCAGGUAAUUAUCUGAAUUUCAAAAGUGCUGCUGACUCGACUACUUAUUAUGAUACAAAAGAAUUACAACAACAGAAUAAUAUGGAGGAUUCUUUGACCAUAGAAGAUUUUGAUCAACCUCCUGAAAGAACUUCAACUCCCAUGGUGUCCGCCUCAGAUUACUCCCAAAUAGACGAUGAUGACUUCUCUUCUUUGGAGUUAGACGACAUCAACGUUUAUCAUCAUUCCAAUGCUCUACAAUGUACUCCUAUUUACCAGCAAUACGAAGAUCAAUACUUGAUGCAGAAUAACUCCCCACUGCACAAUAAAAGAAAUUAUAUGAAGUAUAAAAACCCAACUUCAAUAUGUCAUAAACAAGUGUCAGAUAAAUUAAAAUAUAUUGUCUCGAGUGAUCAAAACUCAGGUCAACCUGUGAUAACAAUUACAAAUAGUCCAAUCAACAAACAAUCUCGUGAUAAAGGAAAUAUGACUACAAAUAUUAAUCAGGUCGAAAGUGAUAUAGAAAGCUAUAUAUCCAGUGGUGGUGAAGCUACUUAUAGAGGAAGUACAAGUUCAUAA
Vanderwaltozyma polyspora DSM 70294 is the source of this 753-nucleotide messenger RNA. It is a transcript of the gene SPO13, whose product is annotated as Spo13p. Lineage: Eukaryota; Fungi; Ascomycota; Saccharomycetes; Saccharomycetales; Saccharomycetaceae. The transcript has a single exon. Bases 1 to 753 code for a protein of 250 amino acids. The record is from RefSeq and is a predicted model, not a curated record.